Diabrotica balteata is the source of this 5015-nucleotide messenger RNA. Lineage: Eukaryota; Metazoa; Arthropoda; Insecta; Coleoptera; Chrysomelidae. The record is from the annotation of a GenBank genome assembly.
UUUAUUUCGGUUUUGAAACGGUAAAGGUAGGGUAUGGGUAUGUUGACAGCGCGCUAAAACACGUGGUGAAGUUGUAGUGCUUGUGGACUGUGUUUUAAUUUAUUUUAAAAUGGAAAAAGAUCUGAAAAUGACUUCUACGAAAGAAAAAGAAAAUCCCGACGAUGAUUCAUCAGGGAUACAAAUGAAAAAGGAAUUAUCUCUUAUGGACGGGGUGGCAAUUAUUGUUGGGGUUAUUAUUGGUUCCGGAAUUUUUGUUUCUCCUAAGGGUGUUUUAAAAGUUUCUGGUUCUAUUGGAUUAGCUAUAAUAGUUUGGAUACUUUCGGGAGCUUUGUCAAUGAUCGGGGCACUAUGUUACACCGAGUUAGGUACUAUGAUACCAAAAUCUGGAGGAGACUAUGCUUACAUCAAAGAAGCUUUCGGGUCCCUUCCGUCGUUUUUAUACCUUUGGGUAGCCCUAUUUGUUUUGGUGCCCGUAGGGAACGCUAUAACGGCAAUCACAUUCGCUCAAUACAUUGUACAACCAUUUUGGGGCACUUGUCCAGCGCCGUACGAAGCUGUGCGACUGCUAGCUGCAGCUACUAUUUGUAUUUUAACGGCUAUUAAUUGCUAUAACGUUAAAUGGGUAACACGAGUCCAAGGAAUAUUCACAGCCACGAAAAUGUUCGCACUUGGAAUUAUUGUGAUUGCUGGAAUCUACUAUGCUUGUUUGGGUCAUGUGGAACAUUUUCAAAGGCCUAUGCAAGGAUCGAAUUGGGAUCCAGGCCAUAUUGCACUCGCAUUCUAUUCGGGAUUGUUUUCCUAUUCCGGUUACAAUUAUUUAAACUACGUUACAGAGGAACUUAAGGAUCCCUAUAAGAAUCUUCCCAAAGCCAUCUGUAUAUCCAUGCCGGUAGUAACAGUCGUAUAUGUUGUCACAAACAUAGCAUACUUUAUUGUAUUGAGCAAAGAUGACGUUUUGGCUUCGGAGGCUGUUGCAGUGACUUUUGGUGAUAAAAUUUUAGGCAUGUUUUCUUUCAUCAUGCCUUUGUUCGUCGCUUGCUCAACAUUUGGCUCGCUAAAUGGAGCGAUAUUUGCUUCCUCGAGGUUGUUUUAUGUAGGAGCAAGAGAUGGUCAUUUACCUCAAGCUAUCUGUUUGAUUUCUGUGAAAAGGUUGACACCUGUCCCGUCAUUAGUAUUUUUGGCAAUCAUUACACUGGCAUUAGUAAUGGUAGAAGAUGUAUACGCUCUCAUUAAUUAUGGAUCUUUUGUAGAAGCACUUUUUAUUACCGUCAGUAUUGUGGGACUUUUAUACAUGCGCAAAACUCAUCCGAAAGCUCUACGACCCAUCAAAGUGAACUUAAUUCUUCCUAUUACAUUCUUCAUAAUAUGCGGGUUUUUAGUAACAUUUCCGUGUUAUGUAACCCCUCUAGAAGUAGGAGUUGGUGUAGCUUUUAUAUUGUGUGGUAUUCCAGUAUAUUUCGUUACGAUAUAUUGGCAAAACAAACCACUUUGGUUACAGAACUUUUUUAAUGAUUUUAAUAUUGGCUGUGCUAAGUUGUUUAUGUGCGUGCCCGCAGAGAGUGAGAAAGAUUUUUGAUAAAUACUUUUUUAUUAAUUUAUUGUAUUAAGUAUUAGUACGGUGAACAGGAGGGACCAAAGGUUAGUUAAACUCGAAUUCUUUUUUUAUUUUAUAAAGCGCCAACACUGUUUCGUUGUGACCUACUAGGACUAUUUUUUAGUUAUAUGGCUUUAUGUGCCACUAAUUUAAAAUUUAUAUUUUUUUUUAUAUUUAUUUUUAUUUCUUUUAUACCAGUGGGGAAAUUUAGCUAUAACGCUCAUUAGAGAAAGAAAACAAAAAAUUAAUAUCAAGAAUCUAGGUGUAAAAUACAAACCAAUAAUAAAUGUGUAGGGGAGUAAUGUAAAUGUGUAAAAAAUUUAUUUUUAAAUUAAAAGAAAAAUUUUCAAAACGGUAUGUUACACGAACUCUUUCUUAACAUUCUAAGAACGAAAUUCGCUAGAAAAUCACAUAAUGAAAAAAAUAGAACUUAAAGAAAAAAUACCAAUUGUUCCACUGUGUACCACAAUCGGUACACAGUGCAACAUAUAUCUAGUGUCUUAAUAAACUGUUUUGACCACGUAAAGCCCUUAUCGAACAUCUAACGAUCCAAAGUCAAUAAUAAAUUUAUAAUAACCUGCCAACGAUUUGAUUUUUCGUCGAAACGGGUUGAGGUAAAACCAUUUUUAUAUCAACUUUAUUCACUAGAGCUAACUCAGGCUGUGGAGGAAAGCGAAAAGAACCACCCAUUUCUCACAUUUUCGAAAAUAUGAAAGUUCAUAAUCAUUUUGGUCAUUAACAUCGGUAAGUAGCUUUCCAACAUAGUAGACCUUUUUAGGAAAACGUUUUAACACGAAAUCGCCCAUAUUAGCACUUUGAAAGUAAUCAGGUUCUUCAUCAGGUUGUUCAGGAAUCCAAUUAUCAUUAUCAUCUGAGGAGUCGGCUAGUUCGAUAUCACUUUCUUCACUGAAGUCAGACUCUGUUUUUUCUCGUUUAAUUAAUUUGGUUGUUGUAGGGAAUUCCUUUAAACGAUCCCUAACCUUUUUGCUAAUUAGAGCUUUCACUUUUCCUCUUUCUUUCUCUAUCAACGCAUCUUUCUCGGGUGUGUCAGUAAUGGCUGUGCUUUUACGUCGCUUUCUAGGUUUCCUGUUAGCUUUACGAGGUAGUGAUUUUGGAUACCCUCUGAAUUCUUCUGGACUAGCACAUGUGGGAAAUUAAUUAUCCAUAGUUAUUUUUAGCUGAAAUGCUAUAUUAGAUGGUCCAGUUUCAGUUUUUUCUGGAUUAAUCUCGUUCUAAAGUUGUCCAGCACGUUCAGUAUUUAGUGUAGUCUCUUUACGAAAUCGUAAGGUGAUAGGUCCAGAUAAUUCAUAAUCGAGGACAUCUUCCCGUUGUAUCCUGUCAGAUACUGCUAAUGCUGAGAAAAGGUUUGUGUCAUCAAAGAAUAGAUAAUUAUAUGGAUAAAUUCCACUUUUCUGGAAUCCUGACAUAUUGGAAGGAGUUAGGUAUUUUGCAUGAGCUUUUCCAACACAUUCGGCUAUUUGGUAAAUAGUUAUGGGAAUUUCAGGAUGUCGUAGAAGCCAAGAAUCAAUAUCAGCAUUGUAAUUUGCUUUGAAUGGUCAAAAGACCGAUAUAUCUAGGGGCUUCAUUUUGUGACUACAGAGGCUUUCAAGAUUGUCAUAUAUUAGAAGGGAAGGAUUGUCAGGUAUACUGUGUAAAUGCUUUAUGAGAUGGUCAAGAACAUGUGAAAAGAGUUCGGCCGUCAUCCAACGAUUGGGCGUUGCUAAUCCCAGUGUACCUAGAGGUGCUCCAGCUACCAUGUGAGUUUUGAAAUAUUUUUUCGGAAACACCAUCGCUGGGGGAAGGUAUAUGCCGUUCAGCACAAAUGAUGGCGGAAGUUGUUACUAGAGUUGCGCGUUCGCCCCUGCUGCAUUGACUAACUUGUUUGGAACCCUUUUGAGCUAUAAUUUUUCUGGGGUUUUGCACAGUGCUAGUACCCGUUUCAUCAAGAUUAAAGAUCCUAGGUGCAUUAGCUACUUGAGGUUUCUUUCCAAAUAUUUUUUGCAAGAUGUGUUACUACUAGGCCAUUUUUGCUGCUGUACUCUGACGAGUACAGUGAAACCAAAUGGGUUAAUCCAAUUGGCCGAACAAUCAAAAUUAUCAAUAUUUAUCCCUUUACAAAAAAAUUUGCGUUUUUUUUGCAAAGGGCUAAAUAUGCGCAAAUUGCAAAAAAUGGCAUUUUCAAUUAGUUUGCAGCUUAAACCAUUCUAAAGGUGCACAGUUAACUUGUUCUUGAGACGACACCCUCACUUAUUUGAUUAGGUUUUAAAACAUUGGCAUUGAAAAAGAGUUGGAAUUGUUGGAUUGGAAUUGUGUUUGGCUCUGUCUUGCUAUAAGAAACACUGUAGAUAAAUUAGUGUUUUCAUGAAUGCCAGAUCUGAUAGUUUCGUUCGUAGGUCACCAAAUUACUAUGUUCAUGAAAUUUUGUAAGUCCAAUAGCUACGAUUUAUUUGUAAACAUAUAAUGCUCGUCUUCGUUAUAACUGGACAAUAUUGUGUGAAAUUUCGUCGUUAAAAGCGGUCGAUCUUUAUAAGUGGAGUCAUAAUAAAUGGAUGUCUUGUAUUAAAAACCAACAUAUGCAUGCCUUGCUUAUGUCACUAAAAACGGUUUUGUUUUUUCAUGAAAUAGAAAAAGUUAAUUUGGUAAAAGUACAAACUAGAGCGUUAUAUCCAAAUUUCACUACUUUAUUGUAAUAACUACUUAAUGAUUAUAAUGCCUUUCUUUAUAUAUCGUCGCUGAGUCUGUAAAAUUCAACAUUGUUUAAAAAAAUUAUUUUGGUUCAAAAUUUAAUUAAUUUUAUGUUACUCGUUUAUGUUAACUCGUGUUGUAUAAUUUAUCUGUACAAUUCCUUUAACAUGAAUUAAGGAAGAACACGAUGGGGCUAUAACAUGGACGUAUAAAUAAAGAUCUUUAUUUAUACGUCCAUGGGCUAUAAAAACACCACUGGUUCUUUUUUCACAAUUUUAUUUGUCGGUUUUUGUAGAGGCAGGACGAUAGUAACUGUAUAAUACAGCAAACACACAUGUGUAUACAAGAUAUGUAUGUAGGAAGCGUAAAAAAUAUUUAAAAUUAAGAUGAAACUAUUUGAAUUAUUCCAUCAUGAAACCUAUGUAUUAUGUACGCAUUUUGAGGCAUUUAGAAUUGUAAAUAGCGAUUAUAUAAAUAUAUUAUUAUAUUAUUCUAUUCUAAUAUUAAUGUGUUAUAAUGCUCAAAUACUGUGUCAAAAUAGAGAUUUUUUAAGAAUGUGUAUUUAACAUUAAAUGUUUCUUUAAAAAUUUAACAAACAUUGUUGAAAUAUAUUUUCUAUUUUUGUUUGUGAUUUUAUGUGAAAACAUGUUAAUAUUUAUGGGACCAAAAAUUAAGUUUUCAACUAAUAUAAUGCUUUGUACAAAUUUUUUUAGUGAUAAUAGUUUAAGAAUGUCCU